Molecule: messenger RNA, 1539 nt
Organism: Komagataella phaffii GS115
Lineage: Eukaryota; Fungi; Ascomycota; Pichiomycetes; Pichiales; Pichiaceae
Exons: 1
Coding region: 1-1539 (512 amino acids)
Biological process (GO): SNARE complex assembly
Cellular component (GO): endosome; lytic vacuole
Molecular function (GO): SNARE binding
Source: RefSeq, a predicted model, not a curated record
AUGUCGUACUUGCCUCCACCGCAAAGGAGACUAAGACAUGUGGUGUGUGUCAGCGUCAGGAAUAUAUUACCCAAGGGUGGCCAUCCCAGGCCAGUUUCCACCAAAUCGUCCACCAAUCUCCGAGAAUUGUCUUCCACUUCCAAGAACGCUGGAACAUUACGUAAUGUUUUGUACGAUACAUUCAUCAGUUUCCACGAGUGUUUCCAGUACGACAAGCCCUUCUAUAUCACAGAAAUAUCUCAUGGCACUAUCAAUCCCGUAUUUCAAGAUGUUCAUUUUGCGGGCACUAGCUUAAGUCGAAAAAUAACGUUUUCAAUGAUGGUUUGGGUUCGAGAGUCCAAGUCUAAGAACGAUUGGGUCCUGUUCAAGAGAAUCAACCUGAAACUUAGCUUUCUGAACUAUCUAGGUCCCACUUUGGAAAAGGCAGAAAAAGCUGUCAAGGAUGUUAGAAAUAUAUUGCUACUUAAUCUUGUCGAUGGUUGGUACUAUUAUCCACUUGAGAGCAACCUCAUUGCAAUGGCCACAGACGGGAUACAAAGCGACAAGCUGAAAACAGUAAAAUCCAAACCAAGCUUCUUGAAAUCAAGGGAGUUGAAAAGUUGCUCGUUUGAUCAAAUAAUAAAACUUUCUAACGUCAAAUUCUCCAUUAUAGACACCAUCGGGUUCAAGCAUAGAUUAAGCAUCCAAAUUGACCACCUAAUAUCAUCAACUUUUAGAACUGACUCGGCACAGCAAAUAGAGGCUAUUAAACACCGACUGGCGUACCAAUAUGCUCCUAGGGUAGAGAUGUUGUCUCGAGAGAACACCUCCCUUCAGAAUGUAAUAUCAAAACUCAGAACUAAUUGUGACCGACUCCGUUCACUAAUAAAAAAUAAAAACACUGACACUGAAAUACUUGCCAAAGUGCUCCACUCAUUAAGAGAAUCCCAUGGAAGUCUUUUGGUUAGGGUAGAAGAGGUACAAGAGUACGUCUCUAUACAAAAAUCAAGACUCAUCAAAGACCUUUCAUCAAUAUUUAGCAUCACACAAACCAACGGGAAACAUCAUGAACAUUGCAUGUUUGGCUUAAUAUUCCCUCAUGCAAAAAUCUCAUCUUCUAAUUUUCAGUUUCUUCGAUCACAGGAGCUUGAAAUCAAUGCGUUGCUUGGAUAUGUUGUUCAACUGGUCCAUCUAUUGGCAACCUAUUUACGAUGUCCAUUACGGUAUCCAAUCCAAGCUUUCGGAUCAAAUUCGUACAUCUCUGAUCCUAUAAGCCGUCUGAAGGGCUCCAGAGUGUUUCCGUUAUGGAUAAAAGAUGGGACCGUUUAUAGAUUUCAGUACGCCAUCAUGCUUCUGACCAAAAACGUCAAACAAUUGAUGGACCAUGAAAAAAUAAAAUCCAUAGAGGCCUACCAUUUGUUGGGAAAUCUUCAAAUACUUUUUGUGUGUCUAACGAACACUGCGGAUUCAGAGCUAAAUUUCAAGCCAAAGCUGGAUCUUGAACAGCUAAAAAUUCAUCUACAUUCACAAAAUACUCAAUCGCUAAUAGAAGCUGAAUAA